Messenger RNA from Artibeus jamaicensis (Jamaican fruit-eating bat), 511 nucleotides. Its product is annotated as non-histone chromosomal protein HMG-14-like. Bases 67 to 375 code for a protein of 102 amino acids. Gene Ontology annotation, molecular function: nucleosomal DNA binding. The transcript has a single exon. Lineage: Eukaryota; Metazoa; Chordata; Mammalia; Chiroptera; Phyllostomidae. The record is from RefSeq and is a predicted model, not a curated record. Gene Ontology annotation, biological process: chromatin organization. Gene Ontology annotation, cellular component: nucleus; chromatin.
CAGGUUUGCAAAGGUUCCCCGCGCGUCUGGGCUCUCAGGCACCCAGCAGGCACCCGCCCCACCGCCAUGAUGCCUAAGAGGAAGGUCAGCUCCGCCGAGGGGGCGGCGAAGGAGGAGCCCAAGAGAAGGUCAGCGAGGUUGUCAGCUAAGUCUGCUCCUGCAAAAGUGGAAACCAAGCCAAAAAAAGCGACAGGAAAGGACAAACCUGCAGACAAAAAGGUGCAAACGAAAGGGAAGAGAGGAGCAAAGGGAAAACAGGCCGACCUGAUUAACCAGGAACCUAAGGAAGAUCUACCUGCGGAGAACGGAGAAACUAAAAACGAGGAGAGUCCAGCCUCGGAUGAGGUAGGAGAAAAAGAAGCCAAGUCUGAUUAAUAUCAUAUAUCAUGUCUGAUCAGUGGUCCCUGUCUCCCUUCUUGUACAAUCCAGAGGAAUAUUUUUAUUAACUAUUUUGUAAAUGCAAGUUUUUUAGUAGCUCUAGAAACAUUUUUAAGAAGGAGGGAAUUCCACC